Lodderomyces parapsilosis is the source of this 1140-nucleotide messenger RNA. RefSeq lists its product as uncharacterized. The coding region runs from base 1 to 1140 and encodes 379 amino acids. The transcript has a single exon. The record is from RefSeq and is a predicted model, not a curated record. NCBI's taxonomy places the organism in Eukaryota, Fungi, Ascomycota, Pichiomycetes, Serinales, Debaryomycetaceae.
AUGAAGAUUGAAGAGAUACCAGACACAAGGGAUAUAGACUAUGGGAAAAUACUACGAAAUUUGCAGAAUAUACCACAACCCCCAGAGAACUAUCACCAAGAUUUAAUGAAUCUCGAAACAUCAACGCUUUGGAAUUUAGAUGUUGUACGGGCAAUAUCAUUACAUGCAAAUCCCAACUUAACAUGGUGCUCAGAUGCCAAUGCACAAAUUGUUGAGUCAAUUGUGCAUAAGAGAAAAUUUGAUGAGUAUCUUCACAGCUUUAUUCAAGACGACUUUUGUACAAGGUUGAAAAAGAUAGAGAAAAUGGCGCAAUGGGGUAAAGGUAAACAGCUGGCUUUAAAGCCUCGUCUUUCUUUCCAAGAGCAAAACUUUGACGCAAUCCCUUUAGCUCAGGCAUGGUUUUUGAUAGAAGUGACAAAGAAUGGGGAUAAAGAAGUAUGCAAGUUGAUCUUAUUGCUCAUCAUUGACACUUUACAAUUUGACAUCCCUGCCAAAAUUCAAGCUUGUAAAUUGCUAACACAUUUGAAAAUCGACAACACACCAUCCAUAAUGAAUUUAAUAGCUCCCUUGCGACAAAAUUUGGCCAAAUGCUUGCAUCACGUACCGAGUAUAACCGCAGAGAUAGAUUCACUUCUGUUGUUGUCUGUGGCGUAUCCAUGCAUCUACAGACUUGAUAGUGAAUAUGGCACCGAUUUGAAUUUCAUUGAAACAAUUGCAACAAUCUUGUCUUCUAUAACCCAUGUUAUAAAAUACCCAAAGCUAGCAACGUUUCUCCUAGAUCAGCUAAGAAUUUGCAUCAGCCACAUUGGCAUUAGUACCCUAAUAAGCAUUUCUAAAGUAUUUUACACAUUGAAUCAGAUUAUCACAAAUAUUGGGAUUUUGGAACAACUGCCGUCAAUUAUACUGCAUGCAUUGGAUGUGGAAAAUGAUAUCCUACAACUUGAAUCACCGAUGGUGUAUUCAUUCGUCUAUGAUCUUAUGGGAGCAUACUACAUCCUUAGAGUAAGAGUCGAGACGUAUAAUAUUGAAGGAUUGCACAACAGCAUAUUACGAAACAUCUUUUCAUUGAAAAAGUUGGCUAUAUCAUGCGAUAAACUGUCUGAUUUCGAAGAUAUACAGGAUUCUAUAAACAAGAUUUAA